Messenger RNA from Debaryomyces fabryi, 558 nucleotides. RefSeq names its product peptide-methionine-S-sulfoxide reductase (gene MXR1). The transcript has a single exon. The coding region runs from base 1 to 558 and encodes 185 amino acids. The record is from RefSeq and is a predicted model, not a curated record. Gene Ontology annotation, molecular function: peptide-methionine (S)-S-oxide reductase activity. NCBI's taxonomy places the organism in Eukaryota, Fungi, Ascomycota, Pichiomycetes, Serinales, Debaryomycetaceae.
AUGACCACAUCAGUCUCAUCUGCAUUAAAAACUACACCUACAUCCUCCCUAAUUACUUUGGCAGCUGGAUGCUUCUGGGGCGUAGAAAAAGUAUUCAGAAGAUAUUUUGGUAAUCAGGGUAUAAUUGACAUUAAAGUGGGAUACGCCAAUGGUAUUCCAACUGUUGGCAAUGUCAAUUACGAAAGAGUCUGCUCCGGCUCAACUGACUUUGUUGAAAGUAUUCAAAUUUCAUAUGAACCUUCCGAAGUUACACUUGAAAAGCUCUUGGAUACUUUCUUUAGAAUGCAUGAUCCAACCACAGUUAAUGCUCAAGGCCCUGAUGUAGGCACUCAAUAUAGAUCAGCCAUUAUGACGCACGAUGAAAAGGACCAGAAAAUAGCGUGGGACAUUAAAGAAAAAAUGCAAAAAGAAUGGUAUCCAAACCACAAGAUAGUUACUAUAAUAGAGCCUAUAAAAAUUUGGUACGAUGCAGAAGAGUACCAUCAAGAGUAUUUGAAGAAAAACCCGGGAGGAUAUGAAUGUCCUUCUCACUUUUUAAGGACCAAACCAAAGGUUUGA